Porites evermanni is the source of this 1634-nucleotide messenger RNA. NCBI's taxonomy places the organism in Eukaryota, Metazoa, Cnidaria, Anthozoa, Scleractinia, Poritidae. The record is from the annotation of a GenBank genome assembly.
AUGGCUGACGACGAGCUACCAAAUUUUGAUAUUAUUUCGUCGCUGGGCUUGCAGGCGCCAGAAAGCGAAGCAAAAAACAGCGGUAAAAAGAAUGAGGUAGCCAAUAACAAGAGAAGAUUUGCUCAGAUGGACGAGGGAGAACUCAACGACGUUGUAAAUGAUUCUCAGGCGAAGCGAACUAAAAAGGCAACUCAGUGGGCUGUAACAGUUUUCACAGGUUGGUUACAAAAAUCUCGCUCUAUUUUCAUUUUUUAUUACAGAAAAAAAUACAAUAACAACAAGCAGCAACAAUUCAAACCGAAAUUGUGGUGUUGAGAGCAAGUGUUUAGCAUCGUUAGUGUCAAACCAAAUCGUAAACAAAUUAUUGAUUUUUUGAUUCAGAACUAAACUACUUCAAAAGAGAGAUUACGAAAUAAAAUGUCUUGCAAACGUGUUUAUGUUUCGCUUAUUUCAGAACAACAGCUUUCUUAACGCUAAGAGGUCAGUUUUUUAUUUCUGCAGAGUGGAGUAAGCAGAAAGAAAUUGGUAUUAAUUUGGCUGAAAUGACAAUUACCGAGUUGGACGAAAGUCUUCGCCAAUUUUACGCCGAGGCCCGUAACAAGGAGGGAGAAAAUUACAGCAGAGCAACGUUACUCUCUCUUAGAAAUGGCAUUGAAAGAUUUCUUAAUUCACCUCCCAACAACCGUGGUAUUUCCCUCACUAAAGACCCCCAGUUUGUUCUCUCCAACCAGAUGUUGGACGCAAAAAUAAAACAGCUCAAGAAAGAAGGCCUUCAAAACACAAGCCACAAGCCGGCUAUCGAGCUGGAAGAUCUUGAAAAGCUCAAAAACAGUGAAAUUUUUUCACUUACCCAGCCCUGGUCCCUUUUGAGAAAUGUUUGGUUCCACAUUUCACUGUUUUGGUGUCGCCGUGGCUUUGAAGGUCAGCGAAGCUUGAAAAGAAGAAGUUUUACAUUUGAUGUUGAUGCUAAAGGCGACCAUUUUGUGUCGAUGACGCAUGACGAAAGCACGAAAAACCACCCAGGCGGAGUUUCAGACGUAGAAAGCUUUGAAAAAAAUGCAAGAAUGUACAAAACCAGCAGCAAAACAGAUGGCUACACUGGUCUCGAAGUUUUUCUCUCAAAAUUGCAUCCUGAAUGCGAAGCGUUGUUCCAAUAUCCCAAACGAAAUUGGCGGCAAACUGACAAGAUAUGGUACGAAAAUCGGCCGCUAGGAGUAAACAAGCUGUCAGCAAUGAUGAAGGAGAUCAGCUCCGCGGCCAACCUUUCCCGUGUUUACACCAAUCAUUCAGUAAGAGCGACUGCCAUAACCUUGUGGGCAAAUGCUGGCCUCACAAAUCGUGAGAUCAUGGCAAUAUCUGGUCAUCGCAACGAGUCGAGCCUACAAAGCUACCACAACAUGCCGUCGGCGCAUCAACUGCGUAAAUGCAGCGACGUUCUCAGUUUAGCUCUCGGUGAAGACCAGUCACAUAAGCAGACGCCAAAUCAGCUCGUGGUAAGGCCACCACUGCAACAGCUGCAAGUUCCUUACAUCAACACUUCAAUAUCCACAAAUCAGCAGAGCACUUCGGAGUUCAAGCAGCUGUUCAAUUUAUGCACGAUCGGGAAUGUUAAUGUUUACAAUUACAAGCCAUAA